Messenger RNA from Nicotiana tabacum (common tobacco), 924 nucleotides. The record is from RefSeq and is a predicted model, not a curated record. Lineage: Eukaryota; Viridiplantae; Streptophyta; Magnoliopsida; Solanales; Solanaceae.
AACUAGAAUCAAGAAAGGUCGUGGAAGGACAAUGGGAAAAGGUCUUGAGAAAAUGAAGAAGUCUAUAGGAAAAAAGAUGGUUAUAGAAAUCCCAGUUGGUAAAGGAAGGCCAGUUGAGGCAAUUCCAUCAGCAAAGCUAUCAAAUGAGUUAGGAAUUAUUGCUCGCAACUUUCUUUCGCUUCCAAACAAGUGGAAGGAACUCACAAGAGAGGAUAAGGAUGCAUCAUUAAUUAGAUGCCAUGAGAAGUUUGAAAUUAACUUGGACGAGCAUUACACCGAAGAUAGUUGUGAGGAUAUUCUGAAAAUAGAAGCCGACAAUGGCGCUACAAAUUAAAAAAGCUAUUUGAAAGUGCAAGCUUCGAGGAAGAGGCUCGUAAAAUUGAAGUGCCAGAGUUGACCCCGGAAAAUUAGAAUAGGCUCUGUGACAUGUGGGCGAAUCUAGAGCAUAAGGUAAUAUUAGUACUACUUCCAUCAUAAGUCGCCAUUUAAUAUUAGGGUAUCGUUUUCUUUUUCAAGAACUAAUAGAAGGUUCGGGGAAAGAGAUGAUAUUGAAUUGGAUUAAGGUAGCCAUUUAAGAAAGGGAAGAUUUUAGGGAUUACAGAUUGAGGAGGCUGAAAAUUGGUGGUGUAAACUGUAUUGGGAAAAUUGAGUUUACAUAUUAAAGUGAUUGGAAGAUGAUGUGUCAUGACACGUAGACUGGUCAAAGAGUUAUAAUUGGCAAAGAGGCACGAGUUGCAACAGAUACGAGCAGAAGCAUAAGAGGAGGCACGAGCGGAUACUCAAGAGAUUCAACGCCCGUACCUAUUUAAGUUCAAGAAUCAAGGAGAAUGAAUCUGACAGCACAAAAGAGUACAGAUACAAUAUUUAAUGAGCAUUAAAUACUAAAAAUGUUAGAGAAUCUGUAUUAAAAUACAAUGAUUAUGU